Messenger RNA from Onthophagus taurus, 4127 nucleotides. RefSeq names its product putative multidrug resistance-associated protein lethal(2)03659. The record is from RefSeq and is a predicted model, not a curated record. Gene Ontology annotation, molecular function: ATP hydrolysis activity; ATP binding; ABC-type transporter activity. NCBI's taxonomy places the organism in Eukaryota, Metazoa, Arthropoda, Insecta, Coleoptera, Scarabaeidae. Gene Ontology annotation, biological process: transmembrane transport. Gene Ontology annotation, cellular component: membrane.
ACCACUCAACAAUACCGUAUAAAUGAAAGAAUCUUUCAUCACUUCAUUUAGUAGGCGACCUCGUAAUCGCGUUGUUGCUCAAAAAAAAUAUUAAGUAAUUAAGUAUCAAUUGCGCGAAGCGUAUUAAUUUCCUUAAACACUAUUGUGUAACACUACUUAUUGUUAGUACAAAGUAACGUAGAAAUAAUAUCUGAUUAACGCAUUAAAAUUUUCUGUGAUAUUUUGUGAGAAAAUAAUAUAAUAUAACGAUGACUGUUCAAAAACACGAAUCUCGGCUUUUAAUACCCGAGAAACAGGCCAUGCAUCCACCACCGAGUAAAGAGAAACCAAAGAAUCCCAGAGAAGAUGCCAAUCCACUCUCUAUAAUUACAUUUGCGUGGUUUGUUCCAACUUUUAUAAAAGGCUUUAAAAAAACUUUAGACGAAGACGAUCUCUUUGCAACCCUUCCAGAACACGAGUCGGGCUUUUUAGGUGAUAAACUUGAAGAAGCAUGGAUGAAAGAAGUAAAGAAGACGAAACCGUCGUUUGGAAUGACUUUAUUUCGAGUUUUUGGACCGAAAUUGAUGUGUUACGGAAUAAUAACUGUUAUAAAUGAGCUAGUUUUAAAAGUAACUCAAACUUUAGCUUUAGGAAGACUUAUACAUUAUUACACCCCCGGACAAACAGAUAUAAACGAAAGUAAAGCUUACAUGUACGCUGGAACGAUAAUUUGUUGUUCAUUUUUAAACGUAAUGUUUGGUCAUAAUUACAUGCUUGGAUUACAACACUUGGGGAUGAAAAUGAGGGUGGCUUGUUGCUCGUUGAUUUAUCGAAAGGCAUUGAAAAUGAGCAAAGUUGCUUUGGCGGAUACAACAACGGGUCAAAUGAUAAAUUUACUUUCAAACGAUGUAAACAGAUUCGAUUAUGCGAUUAUUAAUGUCCACAAUUUAUGGGUUGGACCUAUUCAAAUGUGUUUAAUAAUGUAUUUAGUUUAUUAUCACGUUGGAUGGACUGGAAUUAUUGGAAUUUGCUUCAUUAUUUUAUUUUUACCCUUACAAAUAUAUUUGGGAAAAAGAACUUCAGUUCUACGUUUAAGAGUAGCUAUUAAAACUGAUGAAAGAGUAAGAUUAAUGAACGAAAUUAUAACAGGAAUGCAAGUUAUUAAAAUGUACGCUUGGGAGAAGCCGUUUGCGAUGUUAGUGGCUUUAGUAAGGCGUUUGGAAAUAGCUGAAAUCAAAAGAACUUCGUAUAUAAAAGGAACGAUAUUAUCGUUUACCAACUUCAUGGGAAGUUUAGCACUUUUCUUAAGCAUUUUUACUUACACUUUAAGUGGAGGUAUUGUUAGUGCCGAAUACGUUUUUGUUAUAAGUUCAUUUUAUAACAUAUUGAGACAAUCAAUGACGGUUUACCUUCCAAAUGGAAUCACUCAAUGCGCUGAAGCUUUAGUUUCUAUUCGAAGACUUCAAAAUUUUUUAGCCGUUGAAGAAAGAAAUCCCCCUCAAAUAGCGCAAAAUGGAAUAAACACCCACGAAAUAAAACCUGAUGGAAUUGAGAUUAAAAAUGCCACAGCUAAAUGGGUUCCUUCAUCUCCUAAAAAUACAUUAACAAAUAUUAAUUUAAAUGUCCUCGAAGGUCAAUUAGUUGCUAUCAUUGGAUACGUUGGUAGCGGAAAAACCAGUUUACUUCAUGUAAUCCUUCAAGAAUUACCACUUUUAGAAGGUGAUUUACACGUGUAUGGAUCGAUUUCUUAUGCUUCUCAAGACCCAUGGCUUUUCGGUGGCUCAAUAAGAGAUAAUAUUCUUUUUGGGCAACCUUUUAAAAGCGAUAGAUAUCAAAAAGUAACUAAAGUAUGUGCUUUAGAAAGAGAUUUUUCUUUAUUUCAACAUGGAGAUAUGACACUUGUUGGUGAAAGAGGAGUAACUUUAAGCGGAGGCCAAAAGGCUCGAAUAAAUUUAGCUAGAGCUAUUUAUAAAGAAUCGGAUGUUUAUUUAUUAGAUGAUCCUUUAGCUGCUGUUGAUACGUACGUAGCUAAAACACUUUUUGAAGAUUGCAUUAUGGGCUUUUUGGGUCAUAAAUGUGUUAUUUUGGUUACAAAUCAAUUGCAAUUUUUGCGAUCGGUUGACAAAAUUUAUUUACUUGAAAAUGGUGAAAUAGCAGGUUCUGGAAAUUACCAAGAACUUCAAGAAAGUGGGCUAGAUUUUGCCGAAUUAUUAGACGAUGAAACUGUUGAAGAAGACACGAAAAGUGAACAGGAAAAUUUGCAUUACGAACCGAGUACUUUGAGUGGACAAGAACAAGUUGUAGCUAGGGAAUCAAGAUUUUCCGGCACAAUUGGUUCGAAAAUUUAUGGAAGUUAUUUUAGAGCGGGUGGAAGCGGAUGUUUUAUUUUUUUCUUGAUGUCUCUAUUUAUUAUUGCGCAAAUAUCAGCGAGUAGUUGCGAUUAUUUUUUAAGUUAUUGGACAAAUCUUGAACAAACUAAAGCAGUUCAUAAUUUUACAAGAUCGCAAGAAGAAGAAUACAUCUCAAGAGAUACAACGUUAUAUAUUUACGCUUCAAUCGUUAUUUUUACUGUAUUUAUAUUCUUAACAAGAUCUUUUAUAUUCUUCGCUUUUUGUAUGAGAUCAUCAACAAAUUUACAUAAUCGAAUGUUUUCAAAAAUCGUUCAAGUUCCGAUGCGGUUUUAUAAUACGAGUUCGUCGGGACGAAUUUUAAAUAGAUUUUCUAAAGAUAUGGGGUCGAUUGAUGAGAUACUUCCGGUUGUUAUUAUUGAUACAAUUCAGAUAGGUUUAAAAGUGAUGGGAAUAACUGGAGUUGUAGCCACAGUCAAUCCAUAUCUUUUAGGUGUAGCAUUAGUAAUUUUAACAUUUUUUUAUAUAUUACGAAAAUUUUAUUUGGCAACAAGCAGAAAUGUUAAAAGAUUAGAAGGAGUGACUCGUAGUCCAGUUUUUACUCAUAUAAGUUCAUCAUUACAAGGAAUAACAACAAUAAGAGCAUUCGGCGCUGAAGAAAUGCUAAAAAGAGAAUUCGAUAUGCAUCAAAAUUUGCAUAGCUCAGCUUGGUUUAUGUUUUUGGGAAGUUCAAGAACUUUUGGAUUUUGGUUGGAUUUAAUUUGUGUUGUUUAUAUCGCAUGCGUAACAUUGAGCUUUUUGGUUAUGCGACAUGAGCAAUUUGGAGGAAACGUUGGUUUAGCUAUAACUCAAUCGAUUAUGCUGACGGGAACUUUUCAAUGGGGAAUGAGGCAAUGGAGUGAAUUAGAGAAUCAAAUGACUUCGGUUGAAAGAGUUGUGGAAUACACUAAAUUGGAAUCUGAAGAAAAAGUGGAACAGAAAAAGACCACGCCGGAAAAUUGGCCAACAGAAGGAAAAAUUCAAUUUAAAUAUGUUAGCUUAAGAUAUUCACCAAAUGAGUCAUUUGUACUUAAAAAUCUUAGUUUUACAAUUGAACCACAAGAAAAAGUGGGAAUUGUUGGGAGAACGGGAGCAGGAAAAUCGAGUUUAAUAUCGGCACUUUUCCAAUUAACAAAAAUUGAAGGACAAAUCCUCAUCGAUGAUUUAGAUAUUUCAAUUUUUUCUUUACCAACGGUUAGAUCAAAAAUUUCAAUCAUCCCGCAAGACCCCGUUCUUUUUUCGGGAACUUUAAGAAAAAAUUUAGAUCCUUUCAAUCAACACUCAGAUGAAGAACUUUGGAGUGCCUUAGCCGACGUCGAAUUAAAACAAUUAAUUGCUAAUAGCCCAUUAAAUUUAAACACCAAAGUAUCCGAAGGUGGUACUAAUUUUAGCGUCGGUCAAAGACAAUUAAUUUGUUUAGCAAGGACUAUUUUACGAAAAAAUAACAUUUUAAUUCUGGAUGAAGCCACUGCCAAUGUUGAUCCAAAAACCGACUUUUUAAUACAACAAACAAUUCGUGAUAAAUUUUCUGAUUGUACCGUUUUAACAAUUGCUCACAGAUUGAAUACUGUUAUGGAUUCUGAUAAGAUUUUAGUUAUGGAUGAUGGUGAGGCUAAAGAAUUUGAUCAUCCUUAUGUUUUAUUGAAGGCACAAGGAAUAUUUUAUGGGAUGGUUCAACAAACUGGAAGAAGUAUGUCAGAUACAUUAACAAGGGUAGCUGAAUCUAAUUACAACUCGAGUAAUAAAAAGAAAACUAAUUGA